AUGGGCUGCUGUGAAAGCAAGCUCCCUGCUGAACUCCCAGCGAAGUCCUGCCCUGCACAGCCCCCGACAGAGGGAGAUCUACUGGGCAGAGAGGGUGCGCCCCUUCAGCUUCCCUGCAGUGCAGCCCCGAACUUGCUCACAAGCCGAGCCCGUGAACCCUUGAAAGGGGCACAUGUGGCACCGCGAAGCUGGGAGGAUCACCUGAAGACGGUCGGGGUAGAAUUGCAGCCUCUUCUUCGGGAUCAUGCCUUUGUGGCAACGUGCUGUGACCUCGACUGUUCCGGAAAUCUCGACGAGCAUGAGUUGAAGCAGGCUUUGGCAUGUUUUGGUUUGAAACCUCCUCCGCAGCAGGUGACAGAGUUGAUGGGCGCAAGGGCCCGGUUGGACACGGAGACUUUCCGCCAAGUGGCGUUGGAUUUGGCCAAGCACCUUCCACGGGAAAUGAGAUGUCCAGCUGCAGUCCCCCAUUCUCUGCGUGGAAUGGCCCUCGGACAACUGAAGUACUUACAGGAGAUUUUUGUUGCAUCCGGGUGGUUGGAGCGGAGGUGCCAGCAGCACAAUGACGAACACGCAGAUGCCAUCCAGCAAGGCAUGGCCUUUCAACAAGGCCCGAAUCUCUAUGCCAUGGAUAGUCAUGUCGUGACUCCCCUCACCAAGCCAGGCGAAUGUGAAGCUCGAAGGCAGCUUGGUGAAAGCAAGCUUGUCCCCAGAGCGAGGCACCAGUCCUCGUUUUCCGAGCUUGUGAACCCGUCGGGCUGCCGAGUGCACUUCUUCGUCUCACACUUUUGGGGCCACCUCUUUGAGAAGACCAUGCAAGCCCUGGGCGCCUGGGCGCAGCUGCAUUUCAAGGGCUUGGCUCCGUUUGCAGAUGCGGUGGUCUACUGGAUCUGCCUGUUCGCGCUGAAUCAACACCAGGUGGCGGAGGAGGUUGGCGAGCUGCCCAUGCAAGGGCCUUUCAAUGCAGCUUUGGCGCAAGCGCGCGGGGGCGCAGUUAUGAUCAUGGAUGAGAAGGCAGAACCAUUCAAGAGAAUCUGGUGUUUGUUUGAGGUACAUCGUUUGCAGGAGAUGAAUCGGCCACUGGAACUCAUCACUGACACGGGUGCCUUUCGCAAUGUGCUGCAGAAUGCAAGAGGCUCAGUAGAAGAGGUUGCUGCGCAGGAACUUCUGUACUGUGCCGCUUCCACCUUGUGGAACGUCAAGGCAUAUGAGGCUCGAUCCAGCAGUGAGCUUGACAAACAGCGGAUUCUGUGCUCCAUUUGCGACCCUCACCUUCGCAACCUUUCGGGCCAGCAUUUGCAACAGCUUGGAUUCCAGCCUUCUGCCUUCAAUGAGUUCGACAACAAAAUCCACAGCUUGUUGUCAACCCACCUGCUGGAAGCAUUCGUGGAGGCGGGUGAUGUGAUCCGGUCCUUUGAAUGCUUUGCGCAUGGUGCCCGAUUCACACCAGCGCAGCUCGCGAAGUUCCUUGAAACAGCAGGCCCCCAAAUGGGGGACCCGCAGAAAAUGGUGCCGAUGGUGCUGGCCAAGCUGCUGCGCGAGACGGCUCACCACGGACAUGGUCCGGAAACGCGAGCCUUGAUCGAAGCUGGUGCUGACUUGGAUACAUCAGCAGGCGACGGGAUAACAGCCCUCAUGUUCGCAAUCAUGGGUGCCCAUACGGAAGUGGUUUGCGACCUGGUUCAUGCGCGAGCGGAUGUGCAAGCUGUGGCGAAUGUGGAUGGCAUGACACCGUUGUUGCAUGCGGCAGUGACGGGUUCCAGCGAUAUCCUCAGCGCACUGCUUCAAGCAGGUGCAUCGACGGCAGUGACAAAUGCUGCUGGAUUGACGCCCGUGUUAAUGGCAGCAGACCGAGGACAUGCACCUGCGUUGGCAUUGCUGAGCCAACAUCGGGCUGACAUGCAUGCCACAGACACCCGUUUAAGAACACCACUCACUGUAGUGGCAGGCCUGGGACAUGCUGAGGCUGCACGAGUUUUGAUUGGCCUCCGCGCAGAUACAGAGCGAAGAGACAUGGAUGGGGACACGGCAUUGACGUUCGCAGCUGCACUUGGCAAAGAUACGAUCGUUGACGUUCUCCUCGAUGCAAGGGCAGAGAUUGCGGCACUGAACAAUGACAACAAGAGCGCUCUUCUUUUGAGUUCUGCCGGGGGGCAUGAAGCUGUCGUGCAGCAUUUGCUUCGCGCGCGUGCAGAUACAAGCAAGGCACAGAAUGGUGGUGACUGCCUGUUAGCUGCUGCGGAAAAUGGCCAUACUUUGGUGGCCGACUUGCUCAUCCGCGCAGGGAUGCAAGUGAAUGAUGUGGAUGAGGGCGGAGCUGCACCGAUCCAUAUGGCAUGCUUCAAGGGACACUCCGAGGUCGUGGAACUUUUGUUCAAGUCGGGCGCUGUUGCUACACAGAGGAUACAUGAAAUAGGCGUUUCCCCGUUGCUUGCUGCAGUGGCUCCAGGCCAUGAAGCGGCUGCUAGGGUUGUACUGCGCGCUUGUCCAACUUCCGUCGGUGAUGUUGAUGCGAAAGGGCGGACAGGAUUGCACAUGGCAGCUUUGCACCAUGACCAUGACGACAUUAUCAAACUGCUGCUUGAGGCUCGGGCAGAUGUGAAUGCCACGGACCCAGAUGGCAUUACAGCCCUGAUGCUUGCUGCCGUCGAAGGGCAUGAAGCCCCAACAAGGUGUUUGCUAGAUGCUGGCGCAGUGGCAGCUGCGAGAGCGCAAAAUGGCACCACUGCGUUGAUGGGAGCCGUGGUGGCUGGCAGUUGCGCUGUUGUGAAGAUGUUGCUACCUGAGCUGGCAGAAGGCCAGCUAGAAGCUGUCGACCACGCCGGCACUAGCGCCCUCAUGAUGGCUUCAGCAAGAGGCGACGCAACAAUGGUUGCCAGCUUCUUGGGGCACCAGAAAGAAGCAGGAGUUCACCAGAAGGAUUCUGAAGGACGAGAUUCCUUGCUUUUGGCCUGCACGGGUGGCCAUACUCACGUGGCAGAGCUGUUGCUGGAAGCAGGCGCAAAUGUGGAGACGCGAGAUCGGCGCAACUUUACCCCCUUACAAGCCGCUUCACUGGAAGGAUCAGAGAGUUUGGUGACGCUGCUGCUAGGUUUCCGCGCAGACCCAAAUGUAAGGGGCCCACACGGGCGGCAUUCGCUUUUUGCUGCUGCCUUCUGCGACUCUCCAAGCGUCGCCAAACUCCUACUGACCGCCAGGGCGGAACUUGAUCUGGAAGAUUGCCAUGGUGUGACUCCCUUGAUGCUUGCAGCCGAAAAGGGUCACUAUGAGAUGACGCAUCUCCUGCUCGAGUCGCGUGCCGACAUGAAUGCCCGCAGCCAGAAUGGCUGUUCGGCGCUGGUGGCGGCCUUGGAGUGUGGGCACGAAUCUGUGGCCCAGCUCUUGCGCAGUGCAGGCGCGGAGGAGACGGGCCCUUCAAUUACAAUUCGGCGGAUAGGUGAUGUGCCCCCAGGCUUGCUCGACCUGCUCCAAAAUGCAGGCAGCGGAGAUGGCGCAACAGUGCCUUGCACAGCGCUGCCGCCGGAGCUUCUUGCAGUCCUACAGGGCCUGGCGGAUAGCUGA
Messenger RNA from Symbiodinium natans, 3558 nucleotides. The record is from the annotation of a GenBank genome assembly. Lineage: Eukaryota; Dinophyceae; Suessiales; Symbiodiniaceae.